GGAUCUGCUUUCUUUGAUGAUCAAGUCAAAUAUGUCCACGACGGUUUCUCCGGCUCAGCGAUUGUCAAAGGAGCAAAUCCUGAACCAGAUCCCAACGUUCCUGAUCGCAGUUGGUGCUUGUUUGCGCUCUCCCAGCAUCCAGACGUCCAGUCCCGCUUACGUCAAGAACUUCUCGAGGCAUUCCCCGUGGACAAUACUCCUGAGGUAACUGUCGAAGCCUUGAAUGCAUUGCCCUAUUUUGAGGCAGUGGUAAGGGAGACGCUACGGUUCUACCCCCCUGUAGAGUUUACUGCUCGUGUGGCAGAACACGACGACGUGAUUCCUGUCGCAAAGCCAUUCGAAGGAGCUGAUGGUGUAAUGAGGGACCAUAUCCAGUAA
This is a messenger RNA of Acaulospora colombiana, 378 nucleotides long. NCBI's taxonomy places the organism in Eukaryota, Fungi, Glomeromycota, Glomeromycetes, Diversisporales, Acaulosporaceae. The record is from the annotation of a GenBank genome assembly.